This is a messenger RNA of Pocillopora meandrina, 945 nucleotides long. NCBI's taxonomy places the organism in Eukaryota, Metazoa, Cnidaria, Anthozoa, Scleractinia, Pocilloporidae. The record is from the annotation of a GenBank genome assembly.
AUGGCCACGACAAAUCUAACAAUCGGAAGGAAACAAACUGGGUCUUUCGAAGAACUUCGCUGCUCGUCCAUUCUCACUAGUGGAAUACACCAGCAUCUGAUUUGGAUUUCAGCUGUUAAUACCCUUCUUUCUAUCGUUUCUGUUAUUGGUAACGUUCUGAUCCUAGCCGCUCUCCGCAGGGAAUCUUCACUUCACCUACCAUCAAAACUUUUUCUCCGUUGUCUGGCGAUAAGUGAUUUAAGCGUCGGUCUUCUUGCAGAACCUCUCAACAUUGUCUACUGGAUGUCACUAGUCUAUGAAAACUGGGAUCUUUGCCAGUUCGCGUCGGCUGCUUCAUUUAUAGUGGGCUAUGUAUUAGCUUCGGUUUCCUUGUUUACACUGACUGCGAUAAGCGUAGAUAGAGUUCUUGCUCUGGUACUGAGGUUAAGGUACAGAUAUGUUGUAACUAUACAACGAACAUAUGUGGCCGUCGGUUUCUUUUGGGGAUUAUCCACCGCUGCAGCAGUAUCAUCCCUUCGUACGCACCUAAUUACCUUCUGGUUUAGCCGUAUAGGAAUAUCAGUUUGUCUAACAACGUCAAUUAUUGCCUACACGAAGAUUUUCGUCACUCUUCUUCGUCGUCGAGUUCAAGUUCGUGCUGAAAUUGAACAACCUGUGCCUAGCGAUCAAAGUGUGCUUAACAUUGCACGAUACAGAAAGGCAGUGUACUCUGCGCUCUGGAUACAGUUGGCGCUUCUUGCUUGUUAUCUUCCCUACAGUAUAGUAACAGCUCUGCUCAGUUAUAGAAGGCCGUCUCAGUUGUUUUUUCUCGCUUGGGUGAUGGCAGUAAGCUUAGUUUACGCUAAUUCAUCGUUAAAUCCAAUUCUUUAUUGCUGGAAGAUUAGUGAAGUGAGGCAAGCAGUGAAGGAGACGAUCAGAAAUUCUCUCUGUUGGAGAUAUUCAUAG